GCUGAUCGGGGAGUGUUUCCGGUCGUCUGCGCAGAUCCUCGCGCGUCUGCAGGACUCGAGCGCGGCGCGACCUGACGCAGACACGACCAGCACGAGCGCGUAGGAUGACUGUAAACAGAGCGGACCGGACACCGGACAGAGACUGACCGCGGCAGUGUGUUUGGGAUCCGUUCGUUCUGAUUGGUCUGGACUGGAUGCGCCGGAAGCACGAUGUUGAGCGGAGCGUCUCUCCAGAGUCUGCUGCUGGCGGCGCUGUGCCUCUUCAGCCGGGCCGGGCCCCUGCAGGGACCCUCGGAGGACCCGGAUCCUGGAGAACAUAAAGGCUCGGUGACGGCGCCUCCUGCCGGAGAUCCGGAGAAGAGCCCGCAGAUCAACUCUUCUGAGGAGGACCGGAGACUCCUGCCAGACUCGCUCUCUGGAUCCGGACCCAGCUUCAGCUCCAGGCUCCUGGACAGCACCGACACCUGGACAGAAGCAGAGCACCUGAGAGCAGAGGAGGUGAGUGUCUUGCCUUCGUCUCAAGACAUCGGCACCGAGGCCACCAUGUCCUCCGAAGACCUUCCUCUGAUUUUUGAGCCGUUCGAGGACGUCACACCAGCCGGAGCAUCGUCUGUCGCCAUGACGCCAGCGGCUGUAACCGCGGGAGACGCAGAGCUGGAGCGCAUGGUGUCCAUGGAUACCUCCCCUGACGCCCGUCUCUCAGGAGCGAGAGAGCCAAUCACAGAGCCCCACCCGGCAGUGGAGCAUCAUGGGACGACUCAGCCAGGUGAUGAUGUCACACAGAGCGGCGUUACCCAUCAGGCUCUGGGGGUGUCUGAGGUCGCUCACGGACCAGACUCAAAACCGAACACACACACAGACGAGCCCAAAAUGAAAGAGGAACCUGAUGAAGAUGAGGAGGACGAGGAGAUGGACUCUGAGGAGGAGGAAGAGGAGGAGGAGGAGGAGGAGAGUGAGGAGGACCUGAAGGAGAGCACCGUCGCUCCCCACAGCCGUCCGGCGUAUGGCCUGAUCCCUCCUCCUCCGGUCUGGGUGCAGCGGAACCAGGGCCUGGUGCGGAGCUGGGUCGAGCUGAUCAGAGAGAAGGCUGGCUAUGUGUCUGGGAUGCUGGCUCCGGUCGGGAUCGGGAUCGCCGGGGCUCUUCUCCUCGUCGGGGCUCUCUACAGCAUCAGAGUGAUCCAUCGCAAGAGGAGGAACAGCUUCAAACACCAGAGGAGGAAGCCUCCCAGAGAAGUGCGCAGCGGACCAGACAACGCCAUGCUGCUGGCGGACAGCUCUGAAGACGAGUUCUGAGGAUCAGGAACCAUCUCUGACAUCAACAAACACCGAUGAGAAAACACACACACACACACACACACACAGUUAGACAUACACAACCGCUGUAUGCUUUUUUUUCUUCAACUGCAUUCACACCGUUUUGAGAAACCAAGAAAGAUGCUACUGUAAGUUUUAUUCAUAUAUAUAUAUAUAUAUAU
This is a messenger RNA of Puntigrus tetrazona (Sumatra barb), 1475 nucleotides long. Its product is annotated as armadillo-like helical domain-containing protein 4. NCBI's taxonomy places the organism in Eukaryota, Metazoa, Chordata, Actinopteri, Cypriniformes, Cyprinidae. The coding region runs from base 211 to 1293 and encodes 360 amino acids. The record is from RefSeq and is a predicted model, not a curated record. The transcript is spliced from 8 exons.